AUGAGGGACUCAAAGCUCUGCCUUCUGCUGAUCCUUGGCACAACAGCUUUGGCUGUUGCCCAAGAUGUGGAUCAGCCAACUUGUCUCCUGGCCACAAGAUACAAAACCCUGCACAAGUACGAAUACCAAUACGUAGCUGAAUCUCUGAAUGCCAUCAAUGGAGCUUCAUCCGUCAAGAACGGACCUAGGGCAACAUGCAAAGUUGAAAUCGAAGUUCCACAGACUUGCAGUUUCAUCGUGCGCACCACAGGCUGUAGCUUGAGUGAAGUGGUUGGCGUUGACUCAAAUGGCAACCCUGAAUUCAAUGCUGCCCCCAGCUCGGAUGUCUUUGCUGCUCAAAUGGAAAGAUAUCCUCUGAAGGUUGUUGUUGAGGGUGUGUCUGAUGUCAAACUGUACCCUGAGCAUGGUGAAACAACAACUACCCUAAACAUCAAGAGGGGUAUCAUCUCAGCUCUGGCGGUGCCUCUGAUGGAACAGGAUAAGACAAAGGAAAUGCCAACAAUCCAUGGUACGUGCAAGACCUACUACACCAUCAAUGCUAGAGAGGACAUUGCAACUGACAUCAGCCUGGAAAGGGACCUUUCUUCUUGUGACAAAUUUGUCCCAGUAAGAGAUUAUACCAGCCCGUUGGCUCUCAUCUCUGGAAUGCAAUACCCUCUUUCCAAGCUCGUCAGAAGCUCACAGACCUGUAACUACAAGUUUGACAAUGAGAAGAAACACAUGACCUCUGGCUCCUGCACAGAGAAGCACAUCCUGAUCCCAUUCUCCCACAAGGGCGAAUAUGGAGUUACAAAUGUUGCAAAGCAAGAAUUGACUCUGAUACAGGUUUCUACUUCCAACGACAGAGUGUUUGAUCACGGUGAUGAUUACAAAGGUCUUCAUAUGGACACUGUUGAGCACAAGACAUAUUUCCAGUUCAGGAAUAAAGAUUAUUUUCUGGAUCUGCUGAGUGACCUGACCAAUUUGCCUGAUACCCAGGGCGAGAAGAGAGCACACAUCUUCCAUCAGCUUGUCACCGUGGUCCGCAGAAUGAAGAUCGAAACUCUGAGCAGUGCCCUCCCUGAGGCUCUUGUCCUAUCCCGUGUCUUGACCUACCAAGUUCUGGCCCAGUGCGGAACCCAAGAGUGCAGCAGUGCUAUCAUGCAGAUUCUUAGAAGCUUUGAAACCAAGGCGGUUGAAGUUGAUGCCACAGUUUUUGCAUUAGGACUUGUUUCUAAUCCUUCCGCUUUGCUGAUCAAUGACAUGCUUGAAAUGGUCAAGUACAAGCCCAGCAAGCCCAUGAUGUAUGGCCUGAGCAAUGUAGUCAAGAGGUUUUACAAAACCGAAGGAAAACUGAUCCCUGAGAUUCGCUCUGUUGCCGAGUUCCUGGCAGGUCAUUUGGGUGACUGUGCUGGUGAUCAAGACAACACUUUCCUGACUUUGAGGGUUAUUGGGAACAUGGCUCCUGCAAUUGAGCCUGCUAGUCCUGCACUCAGAGCUUCACUGCUGCAGUGUGUCAACCAACCAGAUGCCUCCUUGGCGGUGCAGCAAGCUGCCAUCCAGGUUUAUCGCCUGACACCCAUCUCAGAUGAGGGAAGAGAAAUUCUCACUCAGGUCGUUUUGGACAGUGCCAGCCCACUGCAAAAGAGAAUCGCUGCAUACCUUGUGCUUAUGAAGGACCCCCUGCCUAGUGAGCUGGUGCGUUUGGCCACUGCCUUGCCUACUGAGGGAGAUACCCAAUUCAAGAGCUUUGUGGUGUCUCACCUUACCAACAUUCUGUCUUCAACUGAGCCUAAAACUGAAGAACUCCGACAAAAGAUUCGUGACGCCAUCCAGGACAAUGACAUUGGACCCAUCAUGAGCCCCAUGAAGUUCUCUCGUAACUACCGGAUCGGAUCUGUAGAGGGAAAUAUGAUCUUUGAGGACUCGAGCUACUUGCCCAAGGAAGCCAUGCUGGAAAUGACUCUAAAGGCAUUUGGCUUUGACAUUGACAUGAUGGAGAUUGGCAUGGAGGGUAAAGGAUUUGAACCAACUGUUGAGGCACUGUUUGGUGACGAUGGAUUCUUCCCUGACACUGCUCUGAAGACAAUGUACUUUGUUUCUGACAACGUACAAGCAGUCAGUGAAAUUGUACAGCGUUUCAUUCCUGGUUUUACGAAAGCUCAGAUGAAGAGACAGCUAUCUCAGAAUUUCCUGAAUGAACUUGGGCAAAACUUCAACACAAUGAUGAAAAAGCUUGAGGCCACUACGUCUCCAGAGGCGAUGAUGUAUCUGAGAUUGUUCGGAAAUGAGCUGGGAUAUCUGAAGACCAGUGAGAUGGGAGAUGUGGCGUACUCUGCUGCCUUGAUGUUCGAGAGCAUGUUCAAGAUGUUCCCCACUGAUCUCUUGAUGGGACUGAUGACAAAGACUGACAACACCAUCUUUGCACACUACAUCUUCAUGGACAAUGACUUUUUCCUGCCAACGGUCACUGGCCUGCCUUUGAAAAUUGCCUUGUCCGGGACCUUCACCCCUGGUAUCAAGGGUGGACUUCAGAUUGCCCGUGACAUGAGUGAAGUAGCUUUCAUGCCCUCUGCUGGGAUUGAGUUUACAACUCAUGUUGGAGCCUAUAUUCCUGAAUAUCUUAACACUGGAUUGGAGAUGCAUUCUAACAUCUUCCAUGAGAGCGGUCUUCAAGCCAAGAUCUCAAUGGGACGUGACCAUGUCAAGCUGACCAUUCCUGCACCAAAAAGCCCAACCAAGCUGAUAGAAAUGACGAACACCUUGGUGGCAGUGAAUAAUCUAGAUGUUGAGACUAUCACCCCAACAGUGACAAACACCGUUGAUGUUAGUAAAUGCACGCCCUUCUUUGCUGGGAUGAAAUCCUGCACUGCUCUUCAGUACAAUGAUGCUUUCUCUCAAGAGACAUCACCCUACUUCCCCUUCACCGGUGACAGCAAAUUUGCAUUGGAGCUCCAUCCUAAUGGUGAAGUCAAUGAGUACACAGCCACCCUUGCCUACGAGCUGCUGAAGGAAGGAGAUGAGGGCAGGCAAAAAGUUGACUCUGUGAAGUUUGUUGUACGAGCUGAAGGUACAGAUCCCACUGAGGCCAGAGCAGUCGUGAAAUACAACAGAAGGAAGCACACAGUCACUGCUGACAUCCAGAUUCCUGACUAUGAUUUCGAAGCAGGAGUGAGGGUUGGUGUUAUUGAUGGAAAUACCAAAGGAAAGGGAACCCACUCCAUCUAUUUGGAUCUCCUUAACAAAAACGUCCCUGAGCUUUCCCUGAUUGGCCGAGCCAAUCUUGAGAUGAUGAAGAAAGGUAUGCUUCAAGUUCAGCUUCUGGUCCCCACACUGAACGUUGAUGCUUCAGUCACAGCUAACAUGAAGCGAGAGGAUGAAUUGGAGUUGAAGGUGAAGACUGAAGUCAAGGUCCUGGAAGCUGUGUCCAAGCAGGAGAUUGCCUUGAAAUAUGAUGACAUCAAGGUUGCAGUUGAGUUCAAAUCUGAUGCGAAGACUGGUGUCACCUUUGGGCCAUUCUCUGAUGUGUUUGAGACGUACACACAACAACUUCUUGACACACAGGUGGGACAGACUGAUAUGAAAGUUGCUCACAUCUUCAAGAAGCUUGGGGAGGCAGCAAACAAUUACAUGGAGAAGUAUGGUCCUGAGAUCCCUUACAUUCAGAACUUCAGAGUUCCAGAGAUGCCAGAGAUUUCUCUGCCUGAGACACUGUUCCUGAACACUGAAACAAAGGCUGUGUACUACUUCAACAAUGAGCGCUUUACCAUUUCCAUCCCACUCCCUCUGGGAGGAAAGUCAACUGUGGAGAUGCAAUUCCCACCAGCUUUAACAACACCUCACCUGUCUCUGCCUGAGUUCGGACUGGAGAUUUCUUCAAUGGAGAUUCCUCUCCCGGAAUUGUUUGUCCCUGAGCGUCUCACUUUUACAGUCCCUCUUUUCGGCAAAGCUGAAGUCUCAACCGAGAUGAAGAGCAACCUCUACGAACUUGAGGCCUCAAUUGCAGCUGGGAAAGAUGUUGUGGAAACUCCAAGUUAUUCUGCCAAGUUUGAUGUCAAAGGAACUUCACCUUUUGAAAUACUCUCCGCCAAGAUGGAAGGCUCUGCCAUGUUGGUCACCACCGAUUCUCUCAAGGCCCAGGUGAAAGGCUCUUUGUCACACAAGUUCAUUGAAGCCAGUGUGAGCUAUACUGAGGAAGCAACCAUCACUGACAAAAUUAAUGUGCAGACAACUGGCAAGAUUGAAGCCACAAGCCCGUUUAGUCUUAAUGUUGACAUUGAGCAUAACUCCAUGACAGGAAUCAAUGCUGAAAAAAUGUCUGUUGAUAGCAACUUCAAGGGAACGUUCAAAGCAGGACCCCUAUAUGGCAAGACCAUUUCAGCUCAGAAUUUCAACAUGAGUCCAUUCAUAGCAGAUGUAAACCUGAAUUCUUUGGUUGAGUUUGAAUCAAAUAUUCUUCAGGCUAAAAACAGAUUCAGCGCAACCCUUGCUAAUGGUGAAUUGCUUGUCGUUUCUAACACCAAUGCCUUUGAAGAUACCUUGACUCAUGUGGCUGAGCUGGCUUUCGCUGACAACAAACUGUCACUGAAGUGCGACUCAAGUGCCCUUGCUCUUGGCAUGCGAAUCCACAACAAGGCUGAAGCUUCUGCUGGAGCCGGCAAAAUGUCUCUGCGAGUGGAAACGAAUGGUGACCGUUCUGAAGAUCAGGUCUACUCUCUGCUAACUUCAACUCUUGAUGUCAAUGGUCUGACUAUGAGCAGUGAUGCAAUCAUUAAGCUUCUACAAAACACUGCCAUGCACAAAGCCACCCUGAAACUAGACAAAGAUGGUUUAACCACAAGUGGAACAAACACUCUUCAGAGUCCAUUGUCCCUGGAAAACACCUUUAAUUUUGGGCUGGACACCACAAGAGCAACUCUCAUCUUAAGCAACAAGGCUGCACUGUUCGACCUCAAGUUUGAUAAUGCCAAUGAUCUCACCUUAACACUCUCUAACCUUAAAUUGAACUCUAAGGCAAGAGCCCAAGCCAGUGAGUAUGCCUCCUAUAAGCAUGACAUUGCAUUUGACCUGACACCCUAUGCAGCAUCUGGCAAAGUUAACAACCACCUGAAGCUUCUCACUGCUAGCAUCAUAAAUGAUGCUGAGUUGAAUGCAGGCCUUUACAAAAUGGACCUGAUAGGUAGCGUGAAAGCCAACUAUGAUCAGCAAGAGAUCAAGCACAUUUAUCAGAUUAACUACGCGGACAUGACUGCCAACGCAAAGUGCAGCACCACUGGAAAUCUUUUUGGAACCUUCAUGAGUCAUAACUCAGAGCUUGAAAUUAUUGGUCUUGCUGCCAAGUUCACCAAUGAUGCUCGCUUCAACUCACAGCUUAUGCGCUUUGACCACAGCCUUCGUUCCAGCAUUGUUCCAUUCGACUUCAACCUUGAUGCCAUUUUUAACGCUGAUGGAGAUGUGGCUUUGUAUGGGAAGCACAGUGCACAGCUCUAUGGCAAGUUCCUCAUGCGAGCACAACCCUUGGCUUUUGCCAGUUCACACGAAUGCCGAGCCUCUGUCAACCAGGCACUAGACAAUGGCAUUUCCCUGGAGACUACAUUUGACAAUAAAAUGGAUGUUGCUCUUUCAACUACCGAACAGAAGACCGGUGUUAGUCUAAAGUCUAAAAUCAACAACCAUGCCUUUAAUCAAGACAUGAGUGUGUACAACACUGCUGAGGGAACUGGAAUGGCAGUUUCUUCUGCUAUCUUCACAAACAUCAUCAACAGUGAAUCCACAGACAACCAGGAAUUUAGUCUCUCAAGUUUCCUCAAGUACGAUAAGAACACAAACUGUCAUAUCAUUCAGUUCCCUCUGUUGGAAAAUGUGCCAGUCUUCGUGGAAGGCAUUAAGGAUGUUAUUGUCCGUGUUGCAGAGAUUGUUCAGGACUACAUCAACAAUGAUGAGAUCAGAGCAAAACUUGAGACACUUCCUCAGCGUGUAAGUGAGUUUGUUACUCAACUUAACCUCGAAGGCAAAGUUAGUCAGUUGAAGGAGUACUUCAAUGGUCUUGCCCUAAAUUAUCCGAUUUCCAUGGAGGAUGUGGAUGCUGCUGUAAAAAACAUGAGGGUUAUUUUUGACAAAAUAAUCACCGAAGUCUCCUUUUACAUUCAGCACUAUUUUACCAUGUUAGAACAGAUUAUUCUUGAUGGCGAACUUUCUGAAACCAUCUCGUCAAAGAUCCAGGAAUUAGUCAAUGCAAUUAAUGCCAAGUAUGACAUCAAGGGAAUGGUCGUGUAUGUCAUUGACACCUUGAAGAGGAUGAUUAUGCAGAUUGACUUGGAACAAUUGAGAGACUCUAGUGUAGCAUUCUUGCUCAAAAUUGAUGAGGAAUACCAAAUCAUGAAUACUCUAAAUGAUUGCCUGAUCAGCAUGAAACGCUCAGUUGAGAAUUUUGACGUUGCGGAUUUUGUUGCUGAAUUGAAGGAGUUCAUCAAAGCAAUCAGUAGUGCCAUGAAGGAUAUAAGUCAAAUCGCAACUAAGCGAUUUGAUCAGAUAAAAGAGUACAUCAUGGAAGUGGUACAGGAUCUCAAUAUCUAUGACAAAAUCAAUGCAUUCUCUGCCAAGCUAAGGGAGUUUGUUGUGAAGUUUGAAGCUGACAAAAAGGUCCAAGACAUCUUAGAAAAACUGGAGGAAGUCAUCAAGAUGUUGAAAAUUAAUGACAUACUUAACACUGCUGCCACAAUGUUGAAGGAUGCAGACAUCCCAACCAAAUUCCAACAAAUCUUCCAGACAGUUAUUGACUACAUGAAAACCACUGAAGUUAAGGAUAUGAUUCAACAACUGAAGUCCUUUAUUGAGUAUAUCAUGCAAGAGAUGGUAUCACUAGAUUAUAACAAGUUUGUGGAUGAUGCUAAUUCUAUAAUUGAGGCCUGUACCACAUACAUUAAUGAUCUCAUCAAGGCUCUUGAAAUCCCCAAGAAACUUGAAGCAGCAAAAGAUCUCUCCAAUGCUGUGUUAAACUCUGCUAAAGGCUUUAUGGAUCGUCUGAGAGAAAUUAGUGUUGCCGAUUACAUUACAAAUGUAAAGGAACUGAUGGACCAGGUUCUGUUUGGAGAUAUCAAGAGAUUAUUUGAAUACAUAAAAGAAGAAGUUACAAAAUUCGACCUUAAAAGUGAGCUUACUUCAUGCCUGGAAUUAGUGAGCAGAUACUACAGGAGUUUCGUGUACAUCACCACUGAUAUAUUGAAUGGUGUGAUUGAUAACAUCAGGUCAGUGUUCCCUGAACAAAAGAUUAUCAGUGAGAUUCAGCAAAUCUUUAGUGCACUGACAAAUGAACUCAAGAAAUAUGAGCUGGAAAUUCCAUCUUUCACCAUUCCGCUCACUGACCUUGUUGUACCAUCCAUGAAGUUAAACAUGAACAAACUUGGACAGGUUGAAAUCCCCACACAGCUGGAUAUCCCUGAGUUCACCAUCCUGGGUUUCUAUAAUAUUAAAGCCACCACUAUUUCCUUUGAUAGCAUCAAGCAGAAAAUCAUUGAAAUGAUUGAUUUCAUCUUGAAUUUCAAUUACACAAUGAUCGACAUUGAUGCUUUCUUUGGAGACCUCACACUGGACUUCCUUCCUUCCAUGCCUGAGAUCAACUUCUCAGAUUACACUCUUCCGGAGAUCUCCUUCCCCACUAUUCCACACUUCCCUGUAGAUAAGCUUGUUGAGUCUCUUUCUAUUCCUGAAAUGACACUUCCAACUAUUCCAAGCGAUAUUAUGGUCCCUUGCUUCGGCAAACUCUCUGGUGAGAUCCGAUUGAAUACUCCCAUCUACACUGUCAAGACAUCUGUUGAGCUUCAGAAUUCCACUCAGGCAGUAACAACACCUCAGUUCAAAACCAUAAUAACUUCCCAAGGCAAAUCUUCUAACUUUGGGAUCCUUAAUUACAAAGUUGACUCAACUGCUCAAAUUGCACUUCCCAAACUGAGUCGUGCUGUGCUUGCAGAAAGCCUCAAGUUCAACCACCAGGCUCUCGCAAUUGAUCACCAAGCCUCUCUAUCACUUUAUGGUUUCUCUGGCCAGGCCCAAGCAAAGACGACAGUGAAUGUCAAUACUCCAAUUUACAGUGCUGAUGUUACCAACGUUGCUUUCAUUGCCAUGGAAGAGGGCAUGGCUGCUUCUCUUGAGACAAACUACAAACAUCUUGUAGACAUUCCAAUCCUCAGUGUCAAAAAUGAUGCUGACAUGAACCAGAAGGCAGUCAUCCGUCAAGAAGGUUUCACCCUCACUUUAACUGUUGACAAUGUUGGCAAGUGUGUUGCCCAGGAAGGAAACCACAUCAGCAACCUGUAUUUGUCACUCAGUCCAAGCCUGGUGACACUGACUCUCUCUGGCAAUACAGACUCAAAACCAUUGACGAUGAAACAGCAAGUAACAGCUGAAGCUAGUCCUCUGCUCUACAAGUUUAACAUUCUCAAUGAAAUGAAGGCCCCAAUCAUUAAGAACAGUGUGCUUACUUCCUCUGGAUUUAUCAAACUAAAUGAGAUGAAGGCUGAGCUUAAAGCAAAUCAUAACACAGAAUUAAUUGGUGCAGUUAAAGGACUCAUUUCCAAUGAACUUUACAUUGCUGCCCAUCCCUACGAGAUUUUCGCUGACUUCGAAAACAAAGUAAAUGGCAGGGUUUCAAUUUUUGGAGCACCAACUGCAAAGAUUGAUUUGCAGAACGAUUAUUCUGCCACUCUGACACCAAACAACCAGAAGAUGAGCACAAUUUACAGUGCCCGUCUUAAUCAGGGUGUGAUUUCCUACAACUUCACUGCAGACAACAACAUAAAUGAGGCUGGUGUCUUUAUAGCAAUGGAUGGCAAUGCCAAUUUUGACUUCCUGAAUAACCCCUUCAACAUUCCGGCUAUGGAAAUUCCUUUUGUUGACAUCCGUACCCCAGAAAUUAAUGAUGUUAACUUGUAUGAGCUGACCGGACUGAAGAACCUCAAGGUUUCUACUGAACAAAAUCUAGAUGUCGAUGCCAAGAUUGUUUAUCAGAAAAAACAAGUUCCUCCUGUUGCUGUUGUAAUGCUAUUCGAGAUUCCCCCUCUGGGUGACCUGAUCACAGAGCUGACCUUUAAGUCUUCUGUCAUCAAUGUGAAUGUCAAUACUGGACUGUAUACAGAAGAUGAUUUUGUAUUCCGUCUGGGAGCUACCACUGCCUCUGUGUUCGAGUGCUUGAAAGCCAAACUUGAUGGCACCACCAGCUUGACCACAAAGAGAGGAAUCAAGUUGGCUAAUUCAUUAUCCCUUGAAAACAAUCACAUUGAAGGUACACAUGACAGCACCUUCAGUAUAAGCACUGAGAAUCUGGAAGCUGCUACUUCUAUGGCAUCAGCUGCACGAAUUUCUUUGCCGAUACUGACACUGGAAUUGAACCACAAUCUGAAUGCAGACACCAAAUCCAAAACUAAGGCUCAUUCAACCAUGAACAUUAAGAGUGAUUUCAAGAUCCCUGUAGUAGAGGCUAUUGGAACAACAACCUCUGAAUUCAGCCUGAAGCUGGAGGGAACCAGUGAUGACAUUUCCAUUGAAGCAUUCACAAAGGCAAACAUGAAUGCCAAAGUGCUUGAUGACAAGCUACUAUUAGCAAACCUGGACAGUGACAUUAACCUGUUCAUGAAUAAUGGCCUACGCUCCACUUCCAAGGUCAUUGCUGAUUUCAAGCUUAACCAAGGACCCACUAAAGUGAUCAACUUUGAUUUAGACGACACCAUGUCUGUGCAAGCCUCCCUAAGUCAAGUUUACGCUACGCUUAAACUUACACAUAACAACGAGCUCAACCUUUUCGGUUUCAACACCAAUGGGAAGCAUUUUGCCCUGGCUACCAUUGAACUUGAACCAGUCUCCAUGACUGCUGAUAUCGAGAUCGUUCUGACACAGCCAAGCAGCCUGGGAGAAUUCACCAUCUCUGACAAAACUGUGGCCGAUGUAAAAGUCGACAAGCAAAAGAUCUCCACUGUCGGCCAGUUCAUCUGUCCAGUGUAUUCCUCAAAAGUUGAUGUACUAGUGGAAGGAAACGCUCCUGUUUUCAAAGGCACAUUUAAAUCCUCUGCUACCUCUGCAUUUGUCUUCUUGGAUUAUGAUAUGGAUGCUUCCUCAACACUCAACUUUGAGGAUGCACUUUUAAACAUGGUUAACAAACUCACCCUGACACAUGCAGACCUCAGCAUGGAUGCCAGCCACGUCAUUGACCAAAGCACAAGUGUUGCUCGCCAGACCGUGAAUAUGGAUAUCACCAGUCAAACUUUCACUGAUGUCAACCUUCGCUAUGCUGCCCGCAGAGAUGUUCUUAGUGCUUCAUUAUCUGCGCCAUCUAUCGGCUUCCUGGGCUUGCAGUUAAAUGGCAAAGUACCAUCUCAGAUGAGCGCAAGAGUCUACGGACGUCAUCCUUCUGCUCCAGAUGCUGAUGUUGACAUCUUGGUCAUAAAAUCCUCUUCAAAGGAUUCAAAUGGGAUGAACCUCCAGAUUGUCUACAACACUGAGACACCAAAAAUUAUGCUCUCUGAACUGAAGCUGCGACUCCCUUCCAUCGUCUCAGCUUUCUCUGAGUUUUUCAACAAGUAUGGCAUCAUGAGCAACAUGGAGGAGUUGAAGAAUGUUGUUGUGAACCGCAUCAGCGAUGUCUAUGAUACCGCCAUCAACUACGAUGUCCAGAUGAGCCAGCUUUCAGUCUUCUUCCAAAACACUAUUGCCCAGUACCAGAAAAACAUCCAGGUCGUCUUGGAUGCUAUCGUCACCUUCCUGAGAGAGACCACGUUCAAACUUCCAGGUUCUGAUGAAAUUACCACGCUUCCUGAAGUCCUGAAGAAAAUGACCGACAGCAUUGCUACUACUCUGGACAAAUUAGUCCAAGUUAUGUAUCAGAACAUGGAAGUCUACUAUAACGUAUUCCUGGAAAAAAUCAGCACCAUGAAAAUCACCAUGCCAGUUGGUGAUGCUGUUACUGUCACCCAGGUCUUUGAAAAUCUGAAAACAAAUGUUCAGGAUAUUAUCACUGGCCUUGUGGAGUCUUUGAAAAAUAUGGAGAGUUUUGACAUAUUGCUGGUGAAGAUUGGCGAGAUCAUGACAGCUGUCGUUGAAAAGUCUAAGCAGUUUGUUGACGCAAUCAAGUCUGACUAUCUAGAUGAAGUGUUCCUCAGAAUCAAUGACAUCUAUCGCAAUAUUGUGAGAGCAGUCAUGGUUGUUGUUGAUAAGAUCUCUGCCCUAAACAUGGAACAGGUCAACAACACAUAUGAUUCCAUUAUGGACAUGUUCAUUAACGUAGUCGAUCAAGUCAACACCACUGUUUUUGAACCCCUGUCACAAGCUUCACAGGAAGCUAUGUUGAAAGUCAGAAAUGGAAGGCUUGAGAUUGACCUCCCCUUUUCUUUCCAGCAAUAA
This is a messenger RNA of Nerophis lumbriciformis (worm pipefish), 11370 nucleotides long. The record is from RefSeq and is a predicted model, not a curated record. NCBI's taxonomy places the organism in Eukaryota, Metazoa, Chordata, Actinopteri, Syngnathiformes, Syngnathidae.